Hymenoscyphus albidus is the source of this 2863-nucleotide messenger RNA. NCBI's taxonomy places the organism in Eukaryota, Fungi, Ascomycota, Leotiomycetes, Helotiales, Helotiaceae. The record is from the annotation of a GenBank genome assembly.
AUGCAGGUAAUCUUGUCUGGAAAGGUAGCAGUUCCUACGGAACGACAUAUAUGCCGUAUAUGAUGUCGUUAAUUGGAAAAUGACUGUGUCUGUAUCGCGAUCCUCAAUCACUUUCGUUAAUUUUUUAAAAUGCUGGGGUUUCGUGUAUUCUCUCUGGCUCUUACUAUCUCGCUUCUCGCCAGCCUGAGAGAUAUUUCCACAGGUAACUAAUGACAAUAUUGUUAAAACGAAGACAUGGAGGCUGAUUAGCUUUUCCCACUAGAUGCCUUUGUUGCAAAUGGUCGAAGGGAGCUCCCAUUACUCAAUACUACACAAAGUCUUAACUCACGCUCAUUUGCAUCAUCAACAACAUUCAAUUCUCCCAAGGCUCUCAUCACACCAUCACCAGCUGCCAACCUCACAAGGCAUAGGAUCUCCAAAAAUGCAACGUUGGAAGCUUGUUCGUCGUUUGUUUCUACUAGGCAAGGACUUGGUUUUGGUCUCAAGCGCGGAAUCAACGAAGGAGUUAGAGAGGAACAGGCCGUAUCUCCCUCGAUAAGAAAUGCGAGGAUUUGUGAAGUGUAAGUACGAAUAGUACCGUUUAGUCACUAUCACUGACACGUUUUCUAUCAGAGAUGGUAUCACGGUGCAGCUGGUCUACUUCCCAACGAGCACUGCUUCCAAGAAUGUAUCCCAUCCUUCUACGUUACUCGUGCCAGGUUUGAACAAAACUUUGUAUGUCAGUUCCAACUUCCCAGAACAUGCGUAUCAAUAUUCUAAUCGAGGGUUGAUCAGCACUUCUCCCUCGGUAUAUAUGCUAUGGCAAUCAAUCACCGCACACGACGUAUAUUUCCGCACAACAUGGCAAUUCGCCAACGUAACAAGUACCACCACCAUAGGCUCAGAGAAAAUAACCUGUAUAUUCAGCACCGGAGCCAAGAUGCGGGAUUCAAGUACUUCUCGAAUCGGACCAAUAUUAACCAACGUCGUCCACCCAUUCGACAUUUCCCAACUGACCACCUACGACCUCGCCGGCUUCGGAAUGAGCAGUGUAAUGGAUUACGUCCAGUUCGUGGGCAGUAUCCGAGAUCCAACGCCCGAUCCCAACAAUCCAUUUACGUAUGAGAAGAUGGGCCUUACAGCACCAUCUUCGCAACUACAACUAGCGCAUCUAUACACCUCCUGUCCCUCAACACUCGACAAGAAAACACCACCGCUAACGAGAUCUAACGGUUCCGCUGUCACAGAAGAAGACGAGGAUUACCUGUCUCUACUAAAUACCAGGAAUCACCAGCACUUCCGCUGUAACCCUUUCAUUCGAAUCCCCGCAUUCGACUGGCUCAACGUACCCGCCUGGAACUCGUGUAGCAUAAAGUUUGAACAUCGAUAUUUUGGUAUGCCAGACCCUCCUCACGCGCUGAUAUUUGACUCGGCUCUCACUCCGAUCGUACCAAUUACCCCGCCAGGUCCUGUACCAAGUCCUCGUUAUCCAAACACCAGUCAACCUGCUGCUUCUCCGGUACCUAUUGGGAUCCCAGGGCUGGCUCCAAAUACAUCUCCGGAGGCUGUGACGAAAGUGUCUGUGUAUACAGGUACAUCUACCGCCUAUUCUGAGCCCAAGGCAACAGCUCAGAUAAACAAUGCUCCCAGGCCGGGAAAUCUCGAACAUUACCCUACUGGUGGGAACGUAAGGGGAGGAAAUAACGCUCAGUCGAACACUAGACCUUCCCCUGGUAGUCUUGACCAUGGCUCAUCUGACGAUAAACUUAAUGUUGGCUUUCAAGAACCAGGAAGUAUCUCAUCAGUUGGCAGUAACACUUUGCUAGCAGGCUCGGAAAACAACCCAACUCCACAGGGCAAUACACCUCCAAAUCUCAAUAACCCAGUCUCUGAUCCUGCAUCCUACAACCACGGCGAAUUGCCGAAUUCGAAUAGCAAUCCUAAUGUAAACAAAGUAUCUCCUUUGCCAGAGAAUAUCCAACAUGAACCCUUGAGCGAACCACCAGGAGGGAACACUCCCGCAAUAUCUCACAACCAGCCUUCAAAUCCAGGCGAGCCUGUUGGACCUCAUAUUCCAAACAACCAAGAUCCAAAAUCUUUCCCAGCCGAUGGCCCUCCUCCAAUCAACAACCUUCCGCAACCUGGAGAAGAACCCCCCAUCUCAGCUAUCUCAAUAUCCCUCAUCGCCACAGAGAUAAUCUCCACCUCCCCAAGGCAAAGCCACAGCAUAACCCAAGUCUUCAACAUCCCUUUCCUCUCACCCCUCAACCCCGGCGAUAUCACCACACUUCCCCCCAAAAGCGCAGACGGAGUCUCUAUCAUUUACUCCAUGAACCACGACGGGAAUUUAGUCAUCAGUUCCCAAGGGGCUGGAACCGCGACGACUAUCCCACCAAGUAAUAACGGAGUGAAAGACGACUCGCUAGUCACGCCUCUUGAAGGGGCAGAUACAGUUGUGUACAAGGGUCAAACACUCACCAAGUCCGGUGCUGUACACACACUCUCGGCUUUAAGCGCUGUUGUAACGUAUGGCUCGCAUGGUGUUGUGAUCCAGUAUCCAAGUGGUAUCGCCUCGACGAUUCCCGUGUCAGGGCUAGAAACAAACUCCCCUAGCUCCACGAAACUUGCAAAUGCGGGAGAUGAUAGGUGUUCGACUAGUGGUGUAGCAAAAGGUAGUCUUUCAUUGGACUCUCCAUCGAAAUCUUCAGUUCAAGGUCAUAUCUUGGCUGCAGAGCCAACUACAGACGUGACUUCUGAAAAGAGACAAGUGACGGGGAGACCGGUUGCGAAAUCGACGAGUGUUAGUGGCUCUAUGAUUUUGAGGGGUAGCUUGUCCCUUUCUGUGGGGUUGGGGUUUUGGGGGUUUGUGGUAAUGUUGUGUUAA